AUGGCAUUCUUGUUAUUAACACAUGAGCUUAAGAGCAACUCCAUUGGUGAAGUCUUGGAGAGGUGGAACUUCCGUAUCGAGACUGAUAGUGAAGUUGUUGAGAAAGGGGGGUGUCGAGGGAGAAGAGUGAUAAAGGAGAUAAUGAGGGAGAUCCAAGUUAUCAUGCGACAGGUUGCUUCCGGCAUUACUUACUUGCCUUGUCUUGAUGAACCUUGUGUGUUUGAUGUCGUAUAUACGGACACGGAUGUGGCUGUUCCAUUCACCUGGGUUGAAAGCGACCCCAAGUUAAUUGCCAAUCCUCAGAUGGUUAAGCUACACGCUUUUGAUACCAAGAUUCACAAAGUGGACACGCUCGUCUCAGACAAGAACGACGAAUGGGAUGAAUAAGGAGUAGUAACACUCGCGUGAAUCCUUUAUUCACAUCUGUGUUGUUUUCUGUUUUGCUCUUUCUUAAAUGUGUCGGCAUCAUGUACCUUUGUUCCUUUAUGUUUUUUUUUCCAAUAAAUAUCAGCUUUCUCACUCUGUUUUGUUUUGCUUACCAACCAAGUUUAUCUUAGAUUCAGUUCUUUAAAAGUCCAAUUUCUGAAAAUUAACAAUCAAAGGAUGGAAUGUACAAAGGAAACAUAUAUACAGGGACUCUGAUCGAGAAAAAGAAGAUACUAUUUUCCUCAUCACUGCCUGCUG
Brassica rapa (field mustard) is the source of this 684-nucleotide messenger RNA. Its product is annotated as mitotic spindle checkpoint protein MAD2. Gene Ontology annotation, cellular component: cytoplasm; nucleoplasm; kinetochore. NCBI's taxonomy places the organism in Eukaryota, Viridiplantae, Streptophyta, Magnoliopsida, Brassicales, Brassicaceae. Gene Ontology annotation, biological process: mitotic spindle assembly checkpoint signaling. The record is from RefSeq and is a predicted model, not a curated record.